AUGCCAGACGAUAGUAGCGAGAUCUCUUUCAUCGCUUUCACCUGUUUUCAGUGCUUUCACCUUCGCUCCUUACCAUCGGCGAACACGUUGGACGGCCGGAGAAACUUGGCGUCGCCGCUCGCUGAGCUACCUGACCUGAACUCGUUGCUCUUUUCGCACAUUCAACUUCUCACCCCCUCAACUUCUCACCCCCUCAACUUCUCACCCCCUCAACUUCUCACCCCCUCAACUUCUCGCCCCCUCGCCUUCUCGACAUCAACUGCGCGCAGCAUGGCGGAAGCAUCGCAGAUGCAGCUCCCGGAUACCGUCAAAGGCUUCCUCGUCUCGGGUAAACAUUCGGAUCUGGUUAUUACUUGCGGCAGCGAUACGUACAAUGUGCAUAAGAACAUAGUUUGUGGUCGCUCCGACUUCUUCGCCAAGACCGUGGAGAUACAGGAAGCCGAGGACGGCAAGAUCGACCUGCCUGAGGACGAGCCGGCUAUUGUCAAGUUGCUUAUUCAGUACUUGUAUGAGGCUGAAUCUCAUGGAAGCCGGAACGUCUGCACUCAUCACUACUGUGGAAAUCACUGCGGCUACACCUGUAUCAACUUCAUCUGCCAGCAAUGCGCGCCUCCAAUGGGCGGAGAGGCCAACCAACUCUUCACACACGCCAAACUGUACGGGGUUGCUGAUAAGUACGACGUUACCGGCUUGAAGGAGCUCUGCAAGGUCAAGUUCGAUCUCGCGUGUCGCCGUUACUGGAACGACCCUACAUUUCCCACGGCAGCGUAUCACGUAUUUUCUACGACGCCUGAGAAAGAUAAAAGGCUUCGAGACGUGGUGUGCAAGACCAUUUCGAAGAACAUGUCCUUGCUGAAGGACCCUGCUAUUGAGACGCUGAUGAAGGAGGUCAACGGGCUCGCCUUCGGGCUACUGAUGGAGAAGGCGGAGGAACAUGAGUGGAUUACUAUAUUUCUCCGGACUGCUCAGCAGUCUGCACAUCACCCACGUCCGAAAAUGGCUGAGGCAUACCGCGACCAGUUGAUGGCUUCGGUCAAACGGUUGUACGCCUCUGGCGAAUAUUCUGACCUCAACAUUACCUGCGGCAACGACAGCUACAAGGUGCAUAAGGCGGUGGUAUUCCCUCGUGCGGCACUCGCAAGUGUCAUGGCAACGGAUGGGACAAUCGAUUUGCCAGAAGACGAACCUUACAUCAUCAAAUUGCUCAUCCAGUAUCUCUACGAGGCGGAGUACGACCCACUGAUUCGGGACGACUCUUUCAUUGUCCUCAAGACCGAGACACGCAGCCCUUACUAUUGGGCAGCAUACAGCUACGAAUUCCCUCAUACGUGUGCUUCGAUCGAAAGCUACAGCGACAAAGGGGUCGUAUGCCCCCAUCAUACAUGCGACGAGCAAUGCCGAAGCAACUAUCAAGGUUUCAUCUGUGAGAAAUGCACACAGCCAACGAUGAACGGUCCACCCGAGCAGCUCCUCACUCACGCCAAGAUGUACGAGGUUGCUGAUAAGUACGACGUCGUCGGACUCAAGGACCUCAGCAAGGAAAAGUUUCGUCGAGCCUGUGCAGGAUUCUGGAACCACGCAUCCUUCCCUCUCGCGGCGCACCAUGCUUUAUCCACCACUCCAGAUCACGACAAGGGUCUACGCGAUAUCAUCUCGACAACCAUCGGGCAGCAUUUAGAACUGAUAAUCAAACCGGAGAUCAAAGCUUUGCUUUGGGAGUUCAAUGGCUUGGCUUUCGAGGUGAUCAUGCAAAAGUGGGCGCAGGGUCGGCGUUGAUGUGGGCAUAGGGGAGGUGAACUUGGAUAGCUGUUGAUGGAAUGGUUACAAGGCUUCGUUGGAACGUGGAGGCCCGCAUUGUAUGCGUGUUAUGGACAUACUCUAGCUCCGCCUAAGGCACUACGUUCUAAUGGAUUAUCAUGAGUUGUGGGUUCAUCUCCAGUAGACUCUUAUGUAGCGGGGAUUGCUGAAGAAUAGCCGGCCCGAAAAGGCG
Messenger RNA from Trematosphaeria pertusa, 1990 nucleotides. RefSeq lists its product as uncharacterized. Gene Ontology annotation, molecular function: protein binding. The transcript has 6 exons. The record is from RefSeq and is a predicted model, not a curated record. The coding region runs from base 1 to 1776 and encodes 591 amino acids. NCBI's taxonomy places the organism in Eukaryota, Fungi, Ascomycota, Dothideomycetes, Pleosporales, Trematosphaeriaceae.